AUGAGCAGUAGCGAGCCAAACGGCCUUGAGCCCAGGAAGAAAGUUGUGGUCGUCGGAUUGGGUAUGGUCGGUAUUGCCUUCAUAGAAAAGCUCCUCAAGUACGAUGUCAAACGCCACGAAUACGACGUCGUAGUCAUCGGCGAGGAGCCGCACCUGGCAUACAACCGCGUGGGCCUGACGAGCUUCUUCCAACACAGGCAGGUGGAGAACUUGUACCUGAAUCCAAAAGAAUGGUACUCGAGUAUGCCCGAAGGCUCGCUAAGCUACCACGUCAAUGCAAAAGUCACCGAAAUCAGACAAGAUGAAAAACUCGUCGCAACGACAUCGGGCGAGAAGGUGCCGUACGACAUCCUGGUCCUCGCCACCGGCUCAGACGCCCUGCUUCCACGGCACACGCCAGGCCACGAUGCGAAGGGCGUCUUUGUGUAUCGCACCAUCGACGAUUUGGAGCAGCUGAUCAAGUUCGCGAGCACCAAGAAGGGAACGACGGGCGCCGUCGUGGGCGGCGGCCUCCUCGGGCUGGAGGCCGCCAAAGCAAUGAUGGAUCUGGAGGAUUUCGGAGAGGUCAAGCUGAUUGAGAGGAAUCGAUGGGUGUUGUCUAGGCAGUUGGACGGCGAUGCCGGCGGCAUGGUUGUGGACCAAGUCCGGGCCCUGGGGCUCGAUGUGCUGCUGAGUAGGCGGGUGGGCGAGGUUCUCACCGACGAGGAUAACUCGGUCAGGGGCGUCAGGUUUGAGGACGGGGAGGAGAUGGAUUGCUCGUGUUUAUGCUUUGCGAUUGGUAUCAAAGCCCGCGACGAACUGGCGCGCCAGGCGGGCAUCAACUGUGCGGACAGAGGCGGCGGCAUCGUCGUCGGGAACAACCUUCAGACCUCGGCCCCGGACAUAUACGCCAUCGGAGAGUGCGCCAGUUGGGAAAAGCAGACCUUCGGACUCAUCGCCCCGGGCGUGGAGAUGGCCGACGUGCUCGCUUUCAAUCUCACCCAGGCGAAAGCGCACUCGCUACGCAAAUUCAAACGGCCGGAUCUGAGCACCAAGCUCAAGCUCCUCGGGGUCGAGGUUGCGAGUUUUGGCGACUUCUUUGCUGAUCGGGAUGGCCCCAAGGAGCUCCCAGCUCGUCGCGGCGGCGGGGAAAAAACAGGUGUCGUUGACCAGGUCAAGGCGCUCACAUACAAGGACCCGUUUCAGCAGGUAUACAAGAAAUACCUGUUUACGAUGGAUGGCAAGUAUCUGCUUGGGGGUAUGAUGAUCGGAGACACCAAGGACUACGUGAAGCUGGUCCCAAUGGUGAAGAAUCAGAAGCCUCUCGAGAUGGCGCCCGGCGAGUUGAUUGUCGGGGCCAAGAAGGGCGACGACGAUGGUGCUGAAGAUCUUGAGGAUGACACUCAGAUAUGCUCGUGCCACAACGUCACAAAAGGGGGCGUUGUCGAGAGCGUCAAAGACGGCACGUGCAAGAGCAUCGGCGACGUCAAGUCCUGCACCAAGGCGGGCACCGGCUGCGGUGGUUGCAUGCCGCUCGUGCAAGCCAUCUUCAACAAGACCAUGGCGUCGAUGGGCCAGGAGGUCAAGAACCACCUCUGCCCGCACUUUGAGUACUCCCGCGCCGACCUGUUCAACAUCAUCUCGGUCAAGAAGCUCGACUCGUUCGGAAAAGUCAUGGCGGCAUGCGGCAAAGACGCGGCAUCGGUGGGCUGCGAAGCGUGCAAGCCGACAAUCGGGUCGAUUCUCGCGUCGCUGUUCAACAAGCACAUCGUCGACGGGCCCCUCCGCGGUCUCCAGGACACCAACGACAAGUUCCUGGCAAACAUACAGCGCAACGGCACCUUUUCCGUCAUCCCGCGGGUGUCGGGCGGCGAGAUCACGGCAGACAAGCUCGUCAUCAUCGGCACGGUGGCCAAGAAGUACGGGCUGUACUGCAAGAUCACGGGCGGGCAGCGCAUCGACAUGUUCGGGGCCAAGAAGCAGGACCUGGUGGCCAUCUGGGAGGAGCUGAUCGACGGCGGCAUGGAGAGCGGGCACGCGUACGCCAAGUCGCUGCGCACGGUCAAGAGCUGCGUGGGCACGACGUGGUGCCGGUUCGGGAUCGGCGACAGCGUGGGCAUGGCGGUGCGCCUGGAGGAGCGGUACAAGAGCAUCCGCGCCCCGCACAAGAUCAAAGGCGGCGUGUCGGGCUGCGUGCGCGAGUGCGCCGAGGCCCAGAACAAGGACUUUGGCCUCAUCGCCACCGAGAAGGGCUUCAACCUCUUCGUCGGCGGCAACGGCGGCGCCCGCCCGCGCCACGCCGAGCUGCUGGCCAAGGACGUGCCGCCAGACGACGUCGUCCCCAUCCUCGACCGCUACCUGGCCUUCUACAUCCGCACCGCCGACAAGCUGCAGCGCACCGCCCGCUGGAUCGAGGCCCUGCCCGGCGGCAUCGCCUACCUGCGCGCCGUCGUCCUGGACGACAAGCUGGGCAUCUGCGCCGACCUGGAGCGGCAGAUGGCCGACCUGGUCGGCUCCUUCUUCUGCGAGUGGACCGAGGUGGUCAAGGACGCCGCCCGCCGCCGCCUCUUCGCCCAGUUCGCCAACACGCCCGAGACCGUCGCCCCCGCCGUCGAGCCCGUCGUCGAGCGCGAGCAGACCCGCCCCGCCUACUGGCCCAAGGACAGCGCCACCCACGACUUCCGCCGCCACCCCUGGCGCGGGGCCCUCGCCUGGCAGCCCCUGCUCGAGGCCAGCCGGUUCCGCGACCUCCCCGCCGGCGACUCGCACGCCGUCAAGCGCGGCGGCACCCAGCUCGCCGUCUUCAAGGUCCGGGGCCGCUUCUACUGCACCCAGAACAUGUGCCCGCACAAGCGCGCCUUCGUCCUCGCCGACGGCCUCGUCGGCGACGACCUGUCCAAGGACAAGAUGUGGGUCAGCUGCCCCUACCACAAGCGCAACUACGAGCUCGCCGGCGACGGCGCGGGCCGGUGCGCCAACGACGACGCCGUCAGCAUCGCCACUUUCGCCGCAGAGCAGCGCGACGACGGCUGGGUCUACGUCCUCCUGCCGCCCGUCGACGAGCUCGACGCCCUGCUCGGCACCGAGCGCUGGACGGUGCGCCGCGACGAGGCUGGUGCUGGCCCUUUCGACAAGCUCGAUCGGAAGCUGGAGCGUGCCAAGGGCGCCCGGGGUCGGAAGGUCGUCGACGGCGUUGAGGAGCGGAAGAGCCAUCUCGAGAACGGCUUGGGAGGGCCGGCGAAGGCGAGGCAGAUCUUGGCCGGGGGUGGUGCCGAUGGGAUGGAUUGGUGA
Molecule: messenger RNA, 3270 nt
Organism: Diplodia corticola
Lineage: Eukaryota; Fungi; Ascomycota; Dothideomycetes; Botryosphaeriales; Botryosphaeriaceae
Product: nitrite reductase
Exons: 5
Coding region: 1-3270 (1089 amino acids)
Biological process (GO): nitrate assimilation
Molecular function (GO): 2 iron, 2 sulfur cluster binding; flavin adenine dinucleotide binding; heme binding
Source: RefSeq, a predicted model, not a curated record